Ylistrum balloti is the source of this 1944-nucleotide messenger RNA. RefSeq names its product transient receptor potential cation channel subfamily V member 6-like. NCBI's taxonomy places the organism in Eukaryota, Metazoa, Mollusca, Bivalvia, Pectinida, Pectinidae. Gene Ontology annotation, biological process: calcium ion import across plasma membrane. The record is from RefSeq and is a predicted model, not a curated record. The transcript has a single exon. Gene Ontology annotation, cellular component: membrane. The coding region runs from base 1 to 1944 and encodes 647 amino acids. Gene Ontology annotation, molecular function: protein binding; calcium channel activity.
AUGUCAACAUCAAAAGUAUCGCCAGAGAUAAAAAUAACAGAAAUAUCAGAUGAUGAAGCUGAGAAUGUAGACACUAUAAACAUCUUAGAAGGUACCAGUUCUCUUCACUCUGCAAUCAUCAAUGAUGACCUUGAGGAGGUCAUCUAUCUUAUCAACAAUGGAGGCGAUAUACACGAAAAAGUUAAAGGUAAUUUCUCUGUCAAUGGCGUUCAAAAAAGUAAAACGAAUGAAGUCAACUAUGCCCAGAUGGAUUACUAUGGAGAAUAUCCACUGGCAUUCGCCACGUUUUAUGCCAAUGAAGAAAUCUAUGACUUCUUGAUAAACAGUGGCGCUGAUCCAGAUCUCCAGGAUUCAUAUGGAAACACUGUCCUUCAUGUUGCAGUUGUUGCAGAUCAAAUAGAAAUGUUUAAGUAUUGUGUACGACAUCCAAAAAAACCUGCAAACACUGUUUCAACAAACAAGGCAAAUCUGACACCCCUUGCUCUAGCAUGCAAACUUGGACGUCAUACCUUGUUUAAAGUGAUGUUGGAGAUGGGUAGUUUGGAGUUCUGGAGAUACAGCAAUAUUGCAUGUUCUGCAUAUCCUCUGCUGGCUCUUGAUUCUAUUGGCCCUUGUGGUAACACAAACAUAUAUUCAGCACUCAUCCUCAUAAUAAACGGUGAGACAGAUGACCAUCUGGAAUUGCUCGAGGGUGGAGUGAUGAGACAACUCCUUGAUGAAAAAUGGGAGCGCUACGCCAAAAAAUGGUUCUUCCAGCGGCUUAUAAUGGCAUUUGUUCAUCUUAUUCUAAUAAGUGUUGCGAUAUACACACGUCCUGCAGAAGGGUUACUGCAAAUACGAAGUGUUACAGAUAUUGUUAGGUUUGUCAGUGAAAUUCUAGUAUGUAUAGGCUGUGUUCUGAUUCUAAUCAUUGAUAUUGGAGAAGUUGCUUCACAAGGAUUUUGGGCAUUUUUGAAGAACACUCGUCAUGCUCCAGCACAAACUACAUUUCUAAUAUCUUGUCUUCUCAUCAUGUUGUGUAUCCCUCUACGAUUUACUGGGUAUGAAACAGCGGAGAGUGUACUUCUGAUUAUUGCGGUGCCAGGUUCUUGGUUUUACCUGCUGUUUUUUGCCAAAGGCUACCCUCUAACUGGGCCAAUGAUUGUUAUGACGUACCAGAUGCUUGCUACCGACAUGGUUAAAUUUGGAAGCAUGUACGGAAUUUUCCUUUUGCUUUUCUCCCAAGCAUUUUACUUCCUGUUUCAGGGAUCAGAGGACAUUAGUGCUGCAAACAAUAUAUGGGAGACUUCUAUGACACUCUUCCAGAUGACCCUUGGUGAGUUUAAGUACGAUGAAUUUGAGAGAACAAGAUACCCUCCGUUGAUUAAAAUAGUUUUUGUGUUCUUUAUGAUCUUUGUACCAAUCCUUCUACUCAACAUGCUCAUCGCCAUGAUGGGAAACACCUACCAACAAGUGGUUUCUAAGUCCGCAAAGGAGUGGCGACGACAGUGGGCCAAAAUUGUAGUUGUUUUAGAAAAAGGAUUUACAAAGAAAAACCUGUUAAAAUUCCAAAUGGAAUAUUCUGUGAAAAUUUCUGGUGAACCACGUGUUGUUUUAGCAAAUCUUUCCAAAAAAGACAGUACCAUUGAACAGAGGGCACUAGUUGUCAUCAAACAACAUAAUCGAACAGUUGCUAGAAAACGAAAAGCAGCCAUUACAUUCUGGAGACGAGCAAAUAAGCUAAUCGUUGACCAAAUUAGGCAGCAAAAGAAAAGUGGUGUUUCAGGACAACUUAGUGUGAAACCAUCUAUCUCACGUAAAGUGUCCAUGCUCUCUGACGAUGAAGACAAAGGAUUCGCCAACAUGCUAGAAAGGCUUGCAUGGGAGAAAGAUAUUGACCUCACCAAGGGUAAGGCUUUCAUGGCAAACCCAGACGCUAUUGAAGGAAUCAACACCCACAGAUAA